Molecule: messenger RNA, 789 nt
Organism: Auanema sp. JU1783
Lineage: Eukaryota; Metazoa; Nematoda; Chromadorea; Rhabditida; Rhabditidae
Source: the annotation of a GenBank genome assembly
AUGGGAUCUCGUGUCAAUGUCUGCUCCGUUAUUACCCUCGAUAAUCCCGGAAAAUUUACUGACCGAUUUACGCUUGAGAUAACCUUUGAAGCAUUUCAACGAUUGCCGCACGAUCUUGAGUGGGAAUUAGUCUACGUAGGAUCAGGAGAAUCAACAGACUACGAUCAAAUCCUCGAUUCUGUUCUUGUCGGUCCAACUGAAGAAGGCAAGCACAAGUUCAACUUCACGGCUGAUGCCCCUAACCCCGAGAAAAUCCCUGUAAAUGAUAUUGUUGGUGUGUCAGUUCUACUCCUCAAAUGUAGAUAUAACGAACAAGAGUUCUUAAAUCUAGGAUGGUUUGUUUCUAAUGAAUACCCCGAGGAAGAAGUUGAGCUCAAAGAGAAUCCUCCUAGUAAACCAGUUGUUGAAAAGCUUAAAAGAACCGUCCAAUCCGAAGACAUACGAGUAACCUCUUUCCCCAUCAAGUGGGAUGAUCAAGACGUUGAAGAAGUCCCACCUCAAGUAGAAGAGGAAGAAGAACAGGUAGAUGAAGAAGAUCUCAUGCCUUUGGAAGAUAAUGAAGAAGGAGAGGAUGCUGAUGAUGAGGAUGAUGAAGAAGAUGAAAACAAUGACGGUGUUGUUGAUUUGGAAAGCAUGGACACAGAAGUUGUAGCUGAUGAUGCCGAAGCUGAAGGAGAAAUGGAUGGAGAGUCUCGAGAAGAAAAACCACAAGAAGAGAAAUAUGAAGAAAAAGCUCAAGAUGAGCAGAUCCCCCGUGUCAAUCAAAAGCCCCUCACUACCAUCAAUUAA